Molecule: messenger RNA, 1545 nt
Organism: Vicia faba (fava bean)
Lineage: Eukaryota; Viridiplantae; Streptophyta; Magnoliopsida; Fabales; Fabaceae
Source: the annotation of a GenBank genome assembly
AUGAGAGCGGCGGAAUUAUCGCGAUGUCAGCGAAAUAAACGCAAGCAGCAACUUCAAUUCAUGGAUAUGAAAGAGAUGAACAUAUACGAGAAUCGGAUUCUGAUGAAACAAUUCUUGAGAUAUGAGGAUAUCCAUUUCUACGAAUAUGGGAGUCAACGUUUUCAGGGUAAGGAUUCGGCAACUUCAGCAGGCGAGGGAACAUAUCUGAUAGAAGAUACAGAAAGCUUCAUCAUCAGCCUCAUGAUUUUGUAUGCAAAUAUAUGGAAGUCAUCUUCAAGUCUCCGAUUCAAAGCUCAUACAGCUUUCCUGGUGCUAACAAUCACUUCUGUCUAUUCAUUCUUCUUUGACAAAGUGGUGAAUGGGAAACCAGAUGCAUAUAGUCUCGUUUCAUGUGCUUCCUUUGCUAUCAUGUCACUCAGUUUGUCACGGCGAACUCAUUGCGGAGUUGAAAUUGAUCUUCUCUACUUCUUCCUCGGAUGUCUAAUUGUGCAGCUCAUGAAGAUUAGCUUGCAGUUACUCAUUCUUGGAGGAGGUUUCAGCUACUCCCUUAUUAUUCUUCGUUCUUCACUCUCUUCAACAGAUGAUGGAAUAGAAAACGAGUAUUUUGACCCGCAAGGUGAAAAUUCAGUUGUCCUUGAAAUGGAUUCAUUACUACUGGAACAGCUUAAAACUUGUAUGAAGGGAAUUGAAGAGGAGAAUUUGAAUCUUGUAGACAGGCUUAUGGAGCUCGUGAAGGAAUACAAUCUAGAUAAGAGUGAAUUACAUUUACUCGGUAAGUCUGAUUAUGUAAUGGAUUCUCUGUCAUCAAGAAAGAUCCAUAAUCUUAAUGAAAUAGUGAAGUUGAUGGUAGCAGCUGGUUAUAAGAAAGAGUGCUAUGAUGUGUAUAGCAGUUGGCGCAAGGUAUUCUUGAAGGUGUGUCUCAAAAGCGAAAUAUUUGGGUUGCCAAAGGAAAACAUCAAUUCCAUCCAUGAGUAUGAAAGAGAGAAAUAUUUAGAUAUUAUGUUUGGUAGAUGGAUGACUGCUUUGGAUGUAGCUAUGAUAAUCUUGUUUCCCAUUGAACAGAAACUCUGUAAUCGUGUCUUCUUGGGGUUUUCCUCGGCAGCUUCUAGUUUAUUCUUUGAGGUUUGCAAAGAAGCAACGUCUCAGCUGCUGUGUUUUGCAGAUACAAUUGCUUCUGGGAGCCCUACGAAAUGGCGUUUGUUCAAAAUGCUUCAAAUAUUCGGGCAUUUGGGUAAUCAUAUUCCAAGAUUCCAAUCUCUUUUCUUGGAUUCGACUUUACUGAACGAAGCAAUCGCAGUUAGGAAUAGAUUAGGAGAAGCUAGCAGGGAUCUUUUCAUGGAAAUGCAUAAUGUUAUUUUCGGAGUUCCUGCAGCAAAGGAAACUGUUCUGACUCACGGUCUUCACCGAAUUACUUUUGAGGUCAUGAGCUACGUGUCUCUUGCUUGCAUGUCGCGGAAAAAGUUGGAACAAAUUUUACAAGCAUACCCCAAGGUUGAUAAUCAAGUGGAAGCAUCUUCUUUAAUAUAUAAAAUAAAUAGCCUUUGA